AUGACGUCAACGGACCAGCCAACACUGAAAAAUCAUGAAGAAACAAAAACCAGUACGGGCCAACCGGCGCGACGUGGCCGGGGCGCUGCUUUAUCCAGCUCUCGUUAUGGAUAUCGGCGUUUUCGAAAUUUCCAAAAUUCCGCCAGAGGACAGCCCCGUGGUUCAAGAAAUGUGCCCAGUGAAGAAACUGCCAUGCGAGAUGUUGUUAGUCGGCCUGAAACGCUCGCAACUGUUCCGGAUUCCGGUGAGCUUUUUGCCAGUCUUCGAUUUUCUGCACUUGCUAUUUGA
Molecule: messenger RNA, 288 nt
Organism: Gongylonema pulchrum
Lineage: Eukaryota; Metazoa; Nematoda; Chromadorea; Rhabditida; Gongylonematidae
Source: the annotation of a GenBank genome assembly